AGGUUGUUUCCGGAUCUCACGGGGACAACUGUCAUUAACUACCCUGGUAUAAAAGAGCCUGACACAAUAAUUUUGUUGUUUUGAUCACAAAGGAAGGUAGAUUCUGUAUACCUAAUUUUCGCAUAUUAAACUGCAUCUAUAUAUUGUUGCCUUUAAAACUGACUGCUGGAAAGAAACAUGCCCAGCUGAACUGAGGUUUGCAUGUUUUAUGAUCAUCAGCUGCUCAAGCUCUUUUCCAGUGAGAGAGUGGCAAACCAAAUCUUUGACAGCAUUUGGAUGAUAGAAGAGAGUGACAGCAGCAGACGUGCUAAAAUGAAAACUAAAACUGCAGUGGUUUGCGCCUGUGCCAUCCUCAUGGUUUUUCUUAUAGUUGAAUCUUGGUGUGCUCCAAAGAACAAACUCAUAGCAAGAAAUUGGGGCCCACAAUCAAUGCUAUACCUCAAAGGACAAUAUGGUAGAAGAUAUGCUUCUGAUAGUGAAGAGCAAUAUUACAAGCUUGACCUGGAGGACUUAAAUGCAGUGUUAAAAAGUUAUAAAAAUUCAACACCAGUGAAAUUUAUGAACAUCAAAAGAAGAUUAACAGCUCAAAAUAUGGACAUUAACUACUUGGAAUAGAACAAAUAGGUUUACUUUACCUGCUGCUAAUUUCUCAUCAUGCUGUAAAAAUAAAAACAACUAUGUUAACUUAAAAAAGUUACUGUAAAUGUGACUGUGAAAAGUUCCAUUAAAGGCUGGUAAACUUUAAAU
Chrysemys picta bellii (western painted turtle) is the source of this 747-nucleotide messenger RNA. Lineage: Eukaryota; Metazoa; Chordata; Testudines; Emydidae. The record is from RefSeq and is a predicted model, not a curated record.